AUGCCCCUUAAAUUAACACCAGAUGAACAAAUAUCAUUUGAUAAAGCGGAAACUUGUCAUAUUUGUAAAAAAGAAUUACUCACUGAUAAAGUUAGAGAUCAUUGUCAUUUUACUGGUCAAUACCGUGGAGCUGCUCAUAACAGUUGUAAUCUCCAGUGUAGGAAGCCAAUGAUUAUACCAGUUAUAUUUCAAGAGUAUGAUGCACAUUUGUUUAUAAAACAACUUGCUUGUUUACCAGGUGAGUUAAACUGUAUUCCAUCGACAGAGGAAAAAUAUAUUAGGCUUCCUAAAAAGAUUAAGGUUGAUGAGUAUAAAUCUCGACGCACUGGAGAAACAGUAUCAUUGUAUUUUGAAAUACGAUUUAUUGACUCAUUCAAGUUUCUUCAGACGAGUCUUGCUAAUCUUGUUGGUAAUUUACAACCAGAUGAUUUUCAUAAUGCAAAAGAAAUAUUCUGGGAAAAUGUAGAGUUAUUAACUCGUAAAGGAGUUUUUCCAUAUGAUUAUGUUUCCUCAAUGGAAAAGGUAUCUCAAACACAAUUACCUCCAAAAGAAGAAUUCUAUUCAAAACUAAAUGAUGAAGACAUAACUGAUGAUGAUUAUCAACAUGCACUUAAUGUUUGGAGCACUUUUAAUUGUAUGUAAGACUAUUCGUAAUUAUCACGAUCUUGACCCUAAGUCUGAUGUUCUACUUCUGGCAGAUGUAUUUGAGAACUUUCGAGCAACUUGUCUCCACCAUUACAAUCUGGAUCCAGCACAUUACUAUACAUCUCCUGGACUAGCCUGGGAUGCAUGUCUCAAAGAAACAGGUCAAGAAUUACAACUGUUGCAUGACUAUGAUAUGCUGAUGAUGUUUGAAAAAGGUACUCGUGGAGGAAUAUCACACAUAUCAAAGAGAUAUGCAGAGGCGAAUAACAAAUAUAUGGAUAAUUACGACUCUAGUAAACCAACUACUUAUAUUCAAUACCUUGAUGCAAACAACCUUUAUGGUUGA
Porites lobata is the source of this 991-nucleotide messenger RNA. NCBI's taxonomy places the organism in Eukaryota, Metazoa, Cnidaria, Anthozoa, Scleractinia, Poritidae. The record is from the annotation of a GenBank genome assembly.